UACUGAAAUUGUACAACACUAGUGCCGAAAUCUUUCAAAUAAAAGCAACAAAAAUAAAAUAAAAUAAAAUAAAAAAGCAAUAAGAAUCUAAAAUACAAAAAUGGAAUCAUUAUCGCACUUGGUUAAAUCGACAUUGCCGAAUUACUUGUCAAAUCUUCCAGUUCCCGAUACCCUUGGAGGAUGGUUCAAAUUGUCAUUCAAGGAUUGGCUGGCUCUCAUCCCUCCAACUGUUGUGGUCGCUGGAAUUGGUUAUACCGGUUAUUUGGCCUUUUGUCCCGCAGCUCAGGAUCGUUGCAGUGCUAAGAAGAAUAGCGGACGUUGCAAUAAUUUGAUACGCAAACAUGAGGCUAAAGUUGUGGAUAUGAUCGAUGUGGAGGACAUUGCCGAGAAGGCAGCCUUCUGUCGCUGCUGGAAGACCAAGAACUGGCCAUACUGCGAUGGCAGCCAUGGGGAGCACAACAAGCAGACCGGCGAUAAUGUGGGUCCCGUUGUGGUCAAGAAGUAAACAAAGCUGCACCCCAUCCCGCGAGACUUGGUUUUGAUAGCAUUUUCCCCUGUUGAAUUUGUUCUUUUCACGUAGAUUUCUAUUUCUCUACGCUCACAUUUGCCUUUAGACUUAAGUUGAUUGAAUUGCAACUUCUUUUGCGUUUUGAAAUUAUUCCGAUUUCAAAUUGUUUUUAGAUUCGUUCCGCAUCGUGUCAAAAAUUCUUGUAUUGCUAAGCCUAAAGAUAGUUCCAUGAAUAAUAAAAUAUUGGCAAAUAACAAUAGAAAUUAUGAAAAAAUA
Drosophila willistoni is the source of this 784-nucleotide messenger RNA. RefSeq names its product CDGSH iron-sulfur domain-containing protein 2 homolog (gene Cisd2). Gene Ontology annotation, cellular component: mitochondrial outer membrane; intracellular membrane-bounded organelle. The record is from RefSeq and is a predicted model, not a curated record. Lineage: Eukaryota; Metazoa; Arthropoda; Insecta; Diptera; Drosophilidae. Gene Ontology annotation, biological process: regulation of autophagy. The coding region runs from base 101 to 505 and encodes 134 amino acids. The transcript is spliced from 3 exons. Gene Ontology annotation, molecular function: 2 iron, 2 sulfur cluster binding.